Colletotrichum acutatum is the source of this 729-nucleotide messenger RNA. Its product is annotated as acetyltransferase. The transcript has a single exon. Gene Ontology annotation, molecular function: acyltransferase activity, transferring groups other than amino-acyl groups. The coding region runs from base 1 to 729 and encodes 242 amino acids. The record is from RefSeq and is a predicted model, not a curated record. NCBI's taxonomy places the organism in Eukaryota, Fungi, Ascomycota, Sordariomycetes, Glomerellales, Glomerellaceae.
AUGAAUAAUGAACACCUAGACUUCAUCACGGUGAACACCACCCUCCCAACCCUCCCCCUCCCCCCUCUCGCCACGCGCAAGCCCGUCCUCACCGAGCGUCUCAUCCUCAAGCCCGUCAGCCAAGACGACCUGCCCGCCCUGCACGCCAUGCGCUCACAGCCCGAGGUCAUGAGGUGGGCCGUCGCCGGCCGCCCCGACGCCGACCUCGACGAGACGCAGGCCUGGCUGGACCACAACCUCCCGCCCAACGACGCGCACAAUUACAACUUUACCAUCUGCCUCCGCUCGACGGGUGAAUUCGUCGGCCUCGGCGGCGUCAAGCGUAUCGGCCCCAGCAGCCCCGGCCUACCCGGCGGCGAGCUGGGCUGGCCCGAGAUCGGAUACCUCUUCUGCAAAGAGGCCUGGGGCAAAGGGUACGCCACCGAGUUCCUGCGGGGCUUCGUCGGCGCGUGGUGGUCCCUGCCCCGCUCCGCUGCGCCUGCGCUCCGGGUUGAGAAGAGCGUCAUCGGGGAGGUGACCCGGCCGUUCCAGGGCGCGGAGGAGCAACCCAGGUCCGAGUACGAGGUGGUGGGGGAGGUUCUCACCGCCGUGACGGAGCUGGACAACUUGCCCAGCCAAAAAGUCUUGGAUAAGACGGGCUUCCGAAAGCUCAAGGUCUGGGCAGAAGUCGAUGAAAAGACGCAGGAGACGACGACGCUUGUCGGCUAUGGUAUCGAGGCGCCAAAAUAG